This is a messenger RNA of Camelina sativa (false flax), 459 nucleotides long. The record is from RefSeq and is a predicted model, not a curated record. Lineage: Eukaryota; Viridiplantae; Streptophyta; Magnoliopsida; Brassicales; Brassicaceae.
UUUCAAGGUGAUGAGACUGCUAAGGAGGUGUUAGAUUAUAAUAAAAGAUCUUUCUGGGUUCGAUAUUUCUGGUUGAGUGCACGGUUAUCAAUUUUGGAGGACAAAAAAGCUAAAGCACUUGAAGAACUUUUCAAGUGUGUGUCAUUGUUGGACAAGGAAGGUAUUGGAGAAGCUCCUGUCUUAAUUCAGCUGCCUCACUGCAGAAGAACUCCAGAGCUGAACAUCGACACAAUCAUUCAUGAAAUAAAUCUGCUUAAGAUUGAUUUGUUGUUGGAAAAUACUAUACCUGAGAUGAUGGAGAAAGAAGUUUAUUCGGAGUGUGUAAAUUUACUUUCACCUCUUUUAUUUUCAAAUAAAGACAUCUUGCCUGCAUACGCUUUGAAAAUGGAAGAAGGGAUCUCCUCUGUUGAGUUAUCAGCACUUGACGUUUUAAUAAAAGCAUGCCAGAUGAGUAAGCCU